AUGCAGCAAGGAAUCAAGAUACUGUGCAGUGGUACUCGUACUUUUAGUCGGAUAACUAUUCGCCCGGAAUCGAGACGAUUACUGAGUAUCGAAGCUCUAGAAAAAGUCAAAUUGGCAAAACGCGUACUAAACAGAAAUAACAAGAAAUCUUCUAUAAUUUUAAUAGAUGGUCUUAACGUUAUAAAGGAAGCUUUUAACGCGGGUUUGCAAUUACAUACCUUUUUUUAUUCUAAUGAUAACAUAUUCGAUGAGCACUUUUCUGAGUAUAUCUUUGACAUAUCUGAUGAGUGUCUCUGCAAGAUUCCUAAAUGGUAUUUAAAUUCCAUGACUUCCGUGCAAACGAAUCGUGGGGUAGCUGCUUUAUUUUUUAAGCCUAAAACAUCUUCUUUCGAUGAAAUAUCAAUGGCUAGUGAUAAAGAACUCUUACCGGUAACACUAAUCUGCGAUAACGUUAGAGAUCCUGGAAAUCUUGGCAAUAUCAUUCGAAGUGCUGCCGCCGCUAACUGCAGUUCAGUUAUUUUAACUCAUGGCUGUGCCGAUCCUUGGCAGCCAAAAGUUAUGAGAUCAGCCUCUGGCAGUCAAUUUCAGCUUCCUAUCUAUUACGACAUCACUUGGGGUCAAAUCAGUUGUUCUAAGGCAUUAAAAUCCAUGAACUUUUAUCUAGCUGAAUGUAUGCGAGACCAAUACCAAUACUUACAAAAUACUCGUUCCACUUCUCAUAUUUCAAAUGAAAAAAAAUUAGUUCCUUAUUACGACAUUGAUUGGACACACAAGUCAGGAGCUUUAUUGGCUAUUGGAAACGAAGCGCAUGGCUUUAAACUCAAUACUACCGCAUCUGUGACUGAAUGUUGUGAUAUUACACAACGUAUAACAAUUCCUCUCUGUCAUCGGAUUCAGAGCUUAAAUGUCGCUACUGCAGCAAGUAUAAUAUUGUUCGAAGCUUCUCGGCAGAUGGAUGCGAAAAGGCACUAUCUAAAAUCUUGUUAA
Molecule: messenger RNA, 987 nt
Organism: Trichoplax adhaerens
Lineage: Eukaryota; Metazoa; Placozoa; Uniplacotomia; Trichoplacea; Trichoplacidae
Exons: 2
Coding region: 1-987 (328 amino acids)
Biological process (GO): RNA processing
Molecular function (GO): RNA methyltransferase activity; RNA binding
Source: RefSeq, a predicted model, not a curated record